Phaeodactylum tricornutum CCAP 1055/1 is the source of this 1005-nucleotide messenger RNA. RefSeq lists its product with no specific name. NCBI's taxonomy places the organism in Eukaryota, Bacillariophyta, Bacillariophyceae, Surirellales, Neidiaceae. The record is from RefSeq and is a predicted model, not a curated record. Gene Ontology annotation, cellular component: plasma membrane. Bases 1 to 1005 code for a protein of 334 amino acids. The transcript has a single exon.
AUGGCCCGUGUCAAUGGCCGGAUUCGACGCGGUCGCCCUCGUGUGGUGGAACCGAUGUCGUCUUUCCGAGUGAUUGCAUUCAGCACUAUGUCGUUUUUGGGGAUCAUCGCGAUUUUGGUCGUAUUCACUCUUGUCCGAAAUUUCCACGGGGCGCCCAUAAAGGCGGAAAGCAACUUCUUUUCAGUGGCUGACGAAAUUCCGGACAGUGUCGUGUCCAGGCUGGAUGUCAUUCUGGUUCUCGGUGGCGGCGUCCCGUCGUCCCUGGAUAGCCCACCGGUUUACGUGCAACGCCGAUGCGACGAUGCGGCAGCCGUUGUCUCGAGACACCAAUUGCUGCCUGCUACAUUCUCGAAAAAGUCCACAAAGCCCGUUUCGUCCAAGUCUCUUCCUAUUUUGUGUCUGUCGGCCGGUACGGCUCAUUUACCUCAGUUGCUCAGCGCCAACGGUUUACCCAUUUGGGAAUCGACUUCGUCGGCUGCAUACUUGGAGCAGAAACACAAUAUUCAAAACGUGUUUGUGGAAACUACUUCAUACGACACUAUCGGUAAUGCUUUUUACGCAAGAACGAGUCACACUGAUAUUGUUGGGUGGCGAAAGCUGUUGGUUGUUACCAACGAAUUUCACAUGGAUCGUUCCAAAGCUAUUUUCGAGUGGAUCUUUGGAAUUGACAGUGAGAAAAGAGCAGGCUACGAGCUCUAUUUUUUAUCCUCUUUGGAUGGUGAUCUUUCCGAGGAAGCGCUACGGGCACGUCAAAAUAAGGAAGCCAAAGGGCUGUCGUCGGUUAGAAAAUAUUCUACGAAGUAUCGAACUUUGUCUGAUGUCUGGUCUUUUCUCAAUAACGAACACGAUCUGUACAAAGCCAGCAAGCUAGUGGAGCGUGGUCGUUCCAAUGCGUCGAUAAGCUUGGCUACAGUGCUCGAGAAAGAGAGCUACGGGGCCCACCGAAACCUUCACAGAAACAUUUUUGAUCGCAUAUCAUCAUCGAUCCAUCGCCUAGUCGCCUGA